AUAACAAAGAAGAAACCACUUUAAGUCCACACCAUGGAUACCACAAAGGAGAAGAAUGACAAUUACAAAGAUAAUCUUCUGCUUAGGAUGGGACUUAAUGAUAAUAAAGCAGGAAUGGAAGGAUUAGAUAAAGAGAAAAUUAAUAAAAUUAUAAUGGAAGCCACAAAGGGGUCCAGAUUUUAUGAAAAUGAGCUCAAGAAGGAAAAACAAGUCAACCAACGAAUUGAAAAUAUGAUGCACCAAAAAACACAAAUCACCAGCCAGCAGCUAAGGAAUGCACAAUUGCAGGUUGACAGGUUUGCAAUGGAAAUAGAACACCGCCGAGAUUUGAACAAUACCAUAGUACAUGUUGACAUGGAUGCUUUCUAUGCUGCUGUAGAAAUGAGGGACACUCCAGAACUGAAGGAUAAACCCAUCGCUGUAGGAUCAAUGAGUAUGUUGUCUACUUCAAAUUACCAUGCAAGGAGGUUUGGUGUUCGUGCAGCCAUGCCAGGAUUUAUUGCUAAGAGACUCUGCCCACAUCUCAUUAUAGUGGCCCCAAACUUUGACAAAUACAGAGCCGUGAGUGAAGAGGUUAAGGAAAUACUUGCUGAUUAUGAUCCCAAUUUUAUGGCCAUGAGUCUUGAUGAAGCCUACUUGAAUAUAACAAAGCACUUACAGGAAAGACAAAAUUGGCCUGAGGAAAAAAGAAGUUAUUUCAUCAAAACUGGAAACUUGGCAGAAAAUGAUGAACCAGGAAAGGAAGUUAAUAAGCUGAGUGAGUCUGACCGGUCCAUCUCUCCACUACUUUUUGAAGACAGUCCUCCUGAUUUGCAGUCCCCAGGACAUCCUUGCCAAGUGAACUCUGAAGAACAAAACAAUCCUCAAAUACCACAGAAUUCAGUUGUUUUUGGAACUUCAGCUGAGGAAGUGGUAAAGGAAAUUCGGUUCAGAAUUGAACAAAAAACAACACUAACAGCCAGUGCAGGCAUUGCUCCCAACACAAUGUUAGCAAAAGUAUGCAGUGAUAAGAAUAAACCAAAUGGACAAUACCAAAUUCUCCCCAGCAGACAAGCUGUGAUGGACUUCAUCAAAGACUUACCCAUUCGAAAGGUUUCUGGAAUAGGAAAAGUUACAGAGAAAAUGUUGAAGGCCCUUGGAAUUAUUACUUGUACAGAACUCUACCAACAGAGGGCAUUGCUUUCUCUCCUUUUCUCUGAAACAUCUUGGCAUUAUUUUCUUCAUAUUUCUCUGGGCCUAGGUUCAACCCACCUGGCAAGGGAUGGAGAAAGGAAAAGUAUGAGUGUUGAGAGGACAUUUAAUGAGAUAAACAAAGCAGAAGAACAGUACGAUUUGUGCCAGGAACUUUGCAGGGAACUUGCCCAAGAUCUCCAGAAAGAAGGACUAAAGGGUCGAACUGUUACCGUUAAACUGAAGAAUGUGAAUUUUGAAGUAAAAACUCGUGCAUCUACAGUUUCAUCUGUUGUUUCUACCACAGAAGAAAUAUUUGCCAUUGCAAAAGAAUUGCUAAGAACAGAAAUUGAUGCUGAUUUUCCAUAUCCCUUAAGAUUAAGACUUAUGGGUGUUCGGAUAUCUAGUUUUCCCAAUGAAGAAGACAAAAAACACCAACAAAGGAGCAUCAUUGGCUUCUUACAGGCUGGGAACCAAGCUCCAUCAGCCACUGAGUAUAUAGAAGAGAGAACUGAUAAAGAUCAGUUUGUAAAACCUCUAAAAACAUCUCAUAAGAAGAGUUUUUUUGAUAAAAAACAAUCAGAAACAAAAUGGAGCCACCAAGACACAUCAAAAUGUGAAACUGUGGAUAAACAAAAUUUACAGACAUCACAGCCAUUCCAAAUUAUAAAGAAGAAGACGAGUGAGAAUUUAGAAACAUCAGAGAGUUCAAAUAGCUGUCAGAUGAUAUUUACGUGUCCUGUUUGCUUUAGGGAGCAAGGAAGCAUCAGUCUGGAGGCCUUUAAUAAACAUGUAGAUGCAUGUCUCGAUUGCCCUUCAGUCAGUGAGAACUGUAAAGUGUCCACUUGUUCACAGGCUACCUCUGCUGUUAACCAGAAAGAAAACACACAUCAUUCCUUUUCACUUUGGGAAAAGCAAGAUUAUGAGGCCCGUCAGAAAAAUAUAGAAGUCACUUCAGAAGAUUGUGUCGAUUUGGUAGAGCCUAAAGAUAGCUCACUGAAAGCUAGAAGUAUAGACUCUCUAAGGAGAAAGCACAGCAAAGAGGAGCAUUCUAGUCUUCCAAGCAAGUCUUCUUGUACUGUUUCAUUGGAAAAUGCAGACGUUGGGUUAUUAAGUAGGCAAGAAUCCCUCCAACCUUUGUCAUUUAAAGUGACAGCUGGCCAAGCUCUGGUUUGUCCUGUUUGUAGUCUAGAACAAAAGACCUCAGAUCUUACCCUAUUCAAUGAGCACGUGGAUGUUUGCUUAAAUAAAGGUAUUAUCCAAGAACUGAGAAAUGAUAGCGUUAAUACAAUCAACGAACCCGAAGAAAGCUCCAAAAGUACUGGUAUGUCAAACAAAGUACAGAAGACUGUAGCAAAAACAAAAAGGCCAGGACUGAUGACAAAGUACUCAACAUCAAAGAAAAUAAAACCAAACAAUCCCAGACAUACCCUUGAUAUAUUUUUUAAAUGAACAUUGAACAUUGUUUCAAUCAUUUUUCAUUGAAACUUGUUAUUUUUUUAAUCAAUGAAUUUAUUCUUUUUCCUUUUAAGUUUGUAGAUUUAUUUAAGGAAAGCAACUACAUAAUCCCUCCCCAAAUGACAUUUUCUUUUCUAAGAAUUUGAAAUAUACAUGAAUUCACUUCUUUAUACCAUCUAUUUAUAACCAUGAGAAUUUUAUUUCCAUCAUACAUCAAUUGCAAAUCAAUCUUGUUAGACAUAAUUUUUAAAAGAAAAUAAAUGGGAUCAGAAUGUGAUUUCCUUAUUACAGUUAAUAUAAACACAUUUAUAAGGGCUCUCAGGUGUUCACACAAGCCUAUGUUAGCAUAAAAUUUUUUCAGUGUUUAACCACUUGGUUGACAUUGGACCUGGUAUAUUUGGUCCUGUGUCUUCAGAUAUUUCAUGAACAUUCAUAAUUAAAACUCAUCAUAGGUUCUGUGAAGAAUAUUAAUGUAACAGAACUAGCAUGAGUGGUUUGUACCUGCAGGAAAAUAAUGUCACAGUGUUAUCGGUGGUAGAAGGAUUUUUGCUUAGAAUAUUGUUAUACUCAUUUUGUUUUUCUUAUUUAAAAUUCCUUUAUCUUAUCAAUAAGCACUUGGUUCACUUUUUAAAAUUAUUUUAGUCUAAGAUUGAAAGUGUGGGUUUUUUUUUUUUGGUAUUGGGCAUCAAACUCGGGACCCUGUCCCUGGGAGGCAGGCGGCAGCACAACUGAGCUAAAUUCCCGAUCCAGAAAGUGUUUUCUUUUUAAAUAUAGGACUUUUAACAACAUUGUUUCAUUCUGUGACAGUUGUAUUUGUACUUUUCAUAGGUCUGUGAAACAAGAAAAAAUGCAUACUUUAUUUCCAUUCUAAUCUUCAAGGAAAAAAUGUGCAAUUCAAAUGAUUAAUGUAUAUUAAAUGCUUUCUAUUGGUUACAUUUUUGUUGUAUUUUUAUUAAUAUUAAAAUUUGUAUAUUAUUAAUAAUAUUUGAAUAUUUAAUAUUAAUAUUUGUGAAAUUAAUGUUUUAUUAAUAUUAAGCACUUAAGGGUACUUAUAUUAAGUAGUUAUUUAAGACUUUUGUGCUGUCAAUGUAUUCUUAGUAAAAAAUAUGAUUUAGAGCCAGGGAUUUAGCUCAGUGGCAUCGCGCCUGCCUCAUAAGCACAAGGUCCUGAGUUCGAUCUCCCGUACCAAAAAAAAAAAAAAAAAAAGAUUUAAUUGGAACAUAAAGAUGGAAAUCAUUUUCGUUACUAUUUUACGGAACUGAAUCUUUUUUUUUAUUUUUUUCUUUUCCUAUUUUUCAUAUUUUAGCUUGUUAUUUGCCUAUACAAGGAAGUAAUAUUUGAGGGAGAGACUGAUUAGAAUCUUGUAAAACCUUUUGGUCAAACUGGUAAUUUGACUGUUUUUAUUCUUGUGCUGUGAUUUGAACCCAGGACCUCACGUGUGCGAGGCAAGCACUCUACCUCUGAGCUACAUGCAUCCUCAGGCCUGUUUAUUUACUCAUUUAUUUUGAAACAAGGACUUGCUAAGUUACCCAGGCUGGUCUCAAACUUUCAAUCUUCCUGCCUCAGACUCCUGAGUAGUUGGGAUUAUGAGGAUGCCCCACCGCACACAGCUAAUAAACUUGACUUUUAAUUACUAGAUUGUUUAAAAUUGGGCUAAUUCUUGUCAGCAAGAAUAUCUCAUACCUGAUGUUCUUAAUACACAUGACAGAUCCAAAAUUGUAGAAUGAUAGUUAUUGAGUGUGUGCUUUACUUAUGUAGAUUCUGUACAAAAUUAAAUUCAAUGAAAUUUAGUAUAUUGAAAACUAGGUAGCAUUGUAUUUAACUCUAAAUUGCUUGAAGUUUAUUUUUACUAUUUUCAGCAUUAGAGUAAAUACUAAAUUAGUUUUGUUUAGGUGAUGCAUUUAAUUGAAUGCUAUCAUGUAGUGAUAUUUAAUAAUAACUUGUAAUAAAGUUUUAAAAUUUUAAUUGACCUGUUAGCCAAUAGAGAUAGUUUCCUUACUUUUCUACUGUCUCAUUUCAUUUUAUGAUGCUUUUAUUCUUGCUUUCUCUGCCCAAAAUUCUCUACUUUUUUACUAUCUUUUUGUUUAAUAUAUCCAACCCAUUUUCUUUUUAUUAUAACUUUUAUUUGGAGCAUUUUUAGAAAGUACAGUCAAACUAACAGGAAUAGUAAUUCAUGCUCAUAAUCUUACUUAUUUAGAGGAUCAAAAUAUAAAGAACUAUUGAGAAGAACAUAUUUGCAACACUUAUAACUGGUCAGUAUCUGAAAUAUUAAA
This is a messenger RNA of Heterocephalus glaber (naked mole-rat), 4901 nucleotides long. Lineage: Eukaryota; Metazoa; Chordata; Mammalia; Rodentia; Bathyergidae. The record is from RefSeq and is a predicted model, not a curated record.